Molecule: messenger RNA, 1622 nt
Organism: Durio zibethinus
Lineage: Eukaryota; Viridiplantae; Streptophyta; Magnoliopsida; Malvales; Malvaceae
Product: 1-aminocyclopropane-1-carboxylate oxidase-like
Source: RefSeq, a predicted model, not a curated record
UUUCGAAUAAACGCAUGACUACAAAGAGAAAAAUCCAAACCAAAAUAGAAAGCGGCAAUAGCAAUGAAAAAGAAAAAGCAAGCAAUCAGAGAUAAAAAGCCAGGCCAUUGCUUGCUAGCUAUCUAAAUUGAUAAUUAAAAAAGCGAAAGGCGUGAAGGGGAGAUAAUUGGAAUAAAAAAAGCACAGCAAAGACAAAGUUGCAAAUGUUUGUGAUGAUUCUACAACUGUGUACGAUGCCCCAUUACAGGCCAUCAUGGUGUUUCCAAUGCACUUUUUCUUUAACCAGGCACCAUAAAGAAAAUAGAGUUGCUAUACUGAACACUGACAACUAAGCUGUUUAUCAAAGAAUCAAAGAAAAUUCUGUUCAGGUUUCAUCCUUUUGUGAUCACCUUGUAUGUUUUUUUAUAGUUGUUACAAUUUUCUAUGGCAGUGUCACCGGAAUCCAUGCCUGAAAAGCCCUUCGAUUUCCGUGCUCCGCCACCGUCUCCAAUUGCUAGUGGCCGCAGGUCCUGCGUUACCAAUGAUGAUGUUCUCUCUGAAUUCCUUGAACAUUCUCUACGUGUCCCUGAUUUAAUUUUGCCUGACAAGGUCUUCCCUAGGCAAAAGUUCAUUGAGAACCCGCCAAAGAUUGAUUUCCAGCUGUUGAGUUCCAUGGAAAGUGAUACUCUUCCCAAGAUUCUGGAUUCUAUAGCAACAAUCGGAUGCUUUCAGUUAGUGAAUUAUGGAAUUCCAGGGGAAUCUAUCCUCUCAGCCCUGGCAGCGGCUGCUGGAAUUUUUCAACUGCCACCAGAGAAACGGGCAGCAGUGACCAGGUCACCGGAGAAGUUGUACGGAUUUGAGGAAAUUCACGAGGAAGAGGAAGGUGAAAUGAGUGAAGAGUUUGUUUGGUGCAGAGGUGAAGGCUUGAAGUUGGAAAUGGAGGGAAUUUGGCCUGUUGGGUAUUCAAAUUUCAGUGAGAAAAUGGAAAAUCUUUUGUCUGACAUCGAGAAAGUGGCGGAGAAAAUCCUGCUGGUCAUCACGGAAAGUUACCCAACAAAACCAGGUUAUGAAAAUGAAAUGAUGCAAGGGCAAGAUGUCGUUGGCUCAGCAUGUUAUCUCUACAAGCAUAGCCAGAAUGUUUCAGCUGACAAAUGGAGUAGCUCCCUCAGAUAUGACGUGAUCAGAAUGCUGAUAAGAGGGAUUGAUUAUUCACAUGCCUUGUGUUUGCAUAUCUGUGAUGGAUCUUCUGAGUUUCAUGUGUACUCAAAGAAAGGUUGGGUGUCUUUCCGCCCAGAUAAAGAUGCUUUGGUCAUAACAAUUGGGGAUCAAACUCAGGCAUUAAGUGGUGGGCAAUUCAAGCAUGUAAUUGGAAGGCCUAUCUAUAAAGGAGAGAAAAAAGAAUACAUUUCGAUGGCAUUCCUUUACACUCCUCCAAGCAUCACCAGCAGGCCGGUUGACCCAGAAAAGGGAAAGACUAUUUCACUUAGCCAACAGGCCAUUGCUGCAAUAGUUUUGACUCUUGUAUACCAUAUUUUAGUCUAUGUUUACAACAAAUUCUAAUUGUUGUUUAAGAUUCAUCCAUCAAGCAAUGAAGAGUUACAAUUCUUGAUACUCUCAUAAAUCUUCUAAACUUCAUUUUGCCU